Messenger RNA from Coffea eugenioides, 548 nucleotides. RefSeq names its product splicing factor 3B subunit 6-like protein. Gene Ontology annotation, molecular function: RNA binding. The record is from RefSeq and is a predicted model, not a curated record. NCBI's taxonomy places the organism in Eukaryota, Viridiplantae, Streptophyta, Magnoliopsida, Gentianales, Rubiaceae. Gene Ontology annotation, cellular component: precatalytic spliceosome; U2 snRNP; catalytic step 2 spliceosome. The transcript has a single exon. Gene Ontology annotation, biological process: mRNA splicing, via spliceosome. The coding region runs from base 98 to 478 and encodes 126 amino acids.
AGAAAUUUUUUGCCCUCCAUUCCCAAAUUUCCCAAUUCUGCAAUUUCCUAAACCCUAGAAAUCAUUUUCGACGUCGAUUCUCCUCUCUUCUGAGAAGAUGGCGACAAUCAGCUUAAGGAAGGGCAACACAAGGCUUCCACCAGAGGUGAACAGAGUUCUCUACGUCCGAAACCUUCCGUUCAACAUCACCAGCGAGGAAAUGUACGAUAUAUUCGGGAAAUACGGUGCCAUCCGGCAGAUUCGAAUCGGCACGAACAAGGAUACUCGCGGCACCGCUUUCGUUGUUUAUGAAGAUAUCUAUGAUGCUAAAACCGCCGUCGACCACUUGUCUGGCUUCAAUGUCGCCAACAAAUACCUCAUCGUUCUCUACUAUCAGCAAGCUAAGAUGAGCAAGAAGUUUGAUCAGAAGAAGAAAGAAGAAGAGAUUAUUAAGUUGCAAGAGAAGUAUGGGGUUGGUCUGGCCGCUAAAGAUAAGUAGAUAGCCGAAUUAGCUUUUCUUCCUUUUAAUUUAGGGUUUUUACGGAAUUGAUGUACUUUUUUUUGGGGAG